CCCGCGCCUUCUCCCGGACCACCAUUGUCUCUGCGACGCCCUGGUGCUGGUCCGUUGCAUGGCACCCAUCAUAUUACACUCGCACUCUCAUGAUGGCGUUCCCACAAUUCCCUCAAGUUGCGCCACUCCUGGGCCAUACGAACGCGCUCAGACGCUUCCCUGGACCCAUGUGCCCAGUCUUGCUUACUUCUGCAUUCGCCGACUCGUCGACUAUCCAGAGUACGCAGGACGCGUCUCUCUACCAUACGUGCCACCAGAAACAGAAGGCGAUCCGGACAUCCUCCGCACCCUAAUCCCAUCCUACUCGUACUUCGACAACACGCUCGACUACAAUGCGCUCGAACCCCGACUCUGGGCGGUCAUCGUGCAGGUCUUCACUGGACUGCCGUCCUGUUUCUCUACGUACUCUCUCGCGCUCAGCGACAAGUAUCUGCCGCUCCUGCAGCGCGUCGAGUGCACGAAGCGCUUCAGUCUUAUCGUUGUAUUGGAUUUGUCUGGGAGUUCUAAUCUCAGAGAUGAGACCAUUCACAAGUUGUUCGAGCUGCGCCAUCUGGCUGCGCUGGACAUCAGCAAGACUAGGGUAUCCGCGCUCGGUGUUAAGCUGCUUCGGCCGCGUACUGGCGCGCCGGACGGACACGAGGGUCCACGAGCACUGCGUGUUCUGUCUCUUCGCGGGUGUAAAGCGGUCAAGGACGAGGUGCUUGAGUAUCUUCUGCUCUUUCCUCUCCUGAGCGCUAUAGAUAUUCGCGAUACAGCAUGCUCCGGAAGAUUACCCAGCAACGGUGGAUUCCCUUUCAGCCCGUGCGAUAACGCAAGGCUAUUCCACCCUACGCCGCAUGACCUCAUCCUCGCAAACUUGCAGACGGAGCAGCCCGAGCUGCAUUCUUCGACGACUGUCUACACGCUUUCCGUCGCGCAGGAACGAUAUCCAGCUCUUCAACGGUUGCGCACUGAUGACGAGUUGCACGACGUCGGCUUUGAUGCAAGGAACUCGAGGAUCGCUUCCGCGGGAGAAGGAGAUGCGCCUGAAGCUACGGACCAACUGCUAUAUCCCCCAUGUCGGCCUGCGACGACUGUCGAAAAAGACCAGAUAGGGCCGACUAGCGAUGAUAUCGCUAGCCUUCUUGAUGCACCCGAGGUCGCUGAGGACUCCCGCGAGUUCGCGUCCCGCCUGAACGCGCGGCAGUUCUACGGCGUUCCCGAAGCUCGUCUGUCGCGCCACUCGCCUUCGACCGUAUCGCUCCAUCGUUCUUCAAACCGUCCCUUCACCAAAUACCGACUGGAGGCAUCUGCCAAACCCCGCCUAGAGAUAGAGGACCCACGGUUUACGCUCUAUAGGCCCCCGCCACCCUACUCCUCGCUGCCUAAACUGGGAGAGCGGCGCCAGAAACACUCCAUCACUUCGUCCAGCAAGGCUAUCACUCCGUCCAGCAAGGGAUCGCGCCUUGACCCUGCCCUGACGCGCCUUGACCCCGCCCUGAUCUCAUCCAACAAGGACGCCGUGAGCAAAGCGGCGCAUGCCUUCCUCGUCUCGCGCAAGCGACCCAAGCUGGACGCGGGGGUGGCCUGGGGGAUGCCGACGUCUAUGGCAGGGGGACAAGUAGGGGGACAAGCGGCUGUGGCUGGGGAACAAGCGGCGGUGGUAGGGGGUCAAGCGGAUGUGCAAAAGGGACGAGCGGCUGCGGCUGGUGGAUCUCCGGCGUCGGCUCAGGGCUCUGCGAUGCCCAAACAGAGUGCUAAAGCGACGUCGUCGACGCCGGCCACCAAGAAGGCGAACCCGUUCGCUGCUAAGCGCGGGGGCUUCUCGUCGCGCCUCGGGGCCUCACCUUCAUCGCGCCCCAAAACCUCGUCUCCAUCCUCCUCGCAUAUCUCUCCGCAGGGGUCCAGGACCUCAUCUCCACCCAAACGUCCAAAUGCCUCUCCGCCAAAACCUCUGGUACCCAUAUCGGCUCUCCCUCGACCAGAGUUCCCGCCAGACGAAAUCGCGAAGAGCCUGAGGGAGGCAGCGAAGGCGACAAAAGGGAAGGGUGAGCAAAAGGGGAAGGUCAAAGAGAAGGGGGAGGCGAAAGGGACAAAAGACAAGGAUCCGCCAAAGCCGGAGAGGCAGUUUGACUGGACGAAUUGGAGUAGGAGAGGUGGGUAGUGUACAGGGCUCUUCUAUCAAGCCUGUCGAGUUACGCUAUGGCAAUGGAUUAUGCUAAGAAAACAAUGGCACUCCGUGUUCCCUGGUC
Molecule: messenger RNA, 2231 nt
Organism: Schizophyllum commune H4-8
Lineage: Eukaryota; Fungi; Basidiomycota; Agaricomycetes; Agaricales; Schizophyllaceae
Exons: 2
Coding region: 59-2143 (694 amino acids)
Source: RefSeq, a predicted model, not a curated record